Lotus japonicus is the source of this 1344-nucleotide messenger RNA. Its product is annotated as alpha-ketoglutarate-dependent dioxygenase alkB. Gene Ontology annotation, biological process: oxidative RNA demethylation. Gene Ontology annotation, molecular function: oxidative RNA demethylase activity; broad specificity oxidative DNA demethylase activity; ferrous iron binding. The coding region runs from base 89 to 1186 and encodes 365 amino acids. The transcript has 6 exons. Lineage: Eukaryota; Viridiplantae; Streptophyta; Magnoliopsida; Fabales; Fabaceae. The record is from RefSeq and is a predicted model, not a curated record. Gene Ontology annotation, cellular component: nucleus; cytoplasm.
CUAAACAUUUCUUUUCUGUUUGCGUUUACAACCCUAACCCCUGCAGAUUCUGCUGCCCCUUUCUCUCUUGGUCUUGGAUAAUUUUCCGAUGUACGGAUCCGAGAAUAACGGAGAAGAUUCGGAGCCUACGGCAUUCAGAAUAGCGGAGAAGAAGUACAAGCUCUACUACGAUAACAACGCUUUCUCCAAGAACAAGAACAAAACCAAAAAACAAGCGAAACCCGUAGACUUAACUCAAGUCCUGGACUUCAAAUCUAUUCAGGAAUGCCAUCACCGCAACGCUGAGCUUCCUCCGGGAAUUACCGUUUUUCAUGACAAGUUCAGCUCUCCAGUGUUUUCUUUGCAAAAUCGCCCUGGCUUUUAUUUUAUUCCUGGAGCAUUAAGCACAGAGAAACAAUGUACUUUGAUCAAGGAGAGCUUGAUUGAUUUUCCACAGCCACCCAACAGAACAAAUCACAAUGUCAUCUAUGGUCCUAUACACGAUUUGUUCGUUGCGGCUAAAGAUGGGAAAGUUUUGGUAAAGGAGGAAUCUCCUCUGGUUACUGUUACCUCAUCGGAACCAAGUGCUGAUUCAUUUUGUAUAGAAGCCGACAGUAAGGAGUGGAAGUUUACCACUGAAAAUGAUUGCUCCUUGAAAAAGUGCAGGUCCAUUUCUGCUUCUGCUUUACUGCGAAAGUUGCGAUGGAGCACCCUUGGCCUACAAUUUGAUUGGUCCAAGAGGAAUUAUGAUGUCUCUCUCCUGCAUAACAAAAUUCCUGAAGCACUCUGUGAGCUUGCUAAACAAUUAGCGAAACCUGCAUUGCCUGCUGGUGUUGAAUUCCGGCCUGAAGCUGCAAUUGUGAAUUAUUUCACAUCAGGGGACACACUUGGCGGUCACCUUGAUGACAUGGAAGCAGAUUGGAGCAAGCCGAUAGUUAGUUUAAGUUUGGGCUGCAAAGCUAUUUUUCUUUUGGGAGGAAAAUCGAAAGAGGAUCUUCCCCUGGCAAUGUUCCUUCGAAGCGGUGAUGUUGUACUCAUGGCUGGAGAAGCAAGGGAAUGCUUUCAUGGUGUUCCUCGGAUAUUCACAGAUAAAGAGAAUUCUGAAAUAGGCCAUCUUGAGACAUUGCUAGCACACCAAGAUGAUCUGUGUAUCUUAAAUUACAUUCAAACUUCAAGAAUCAAUAUCAAUAUCCGACAAGUUUUUUGAGCUGUACACUUUUCUUUUCUUUUCUUUUUUUGAUAACUGAGCAGUAUUCUUUUUUUAAUAGCUCAUGAAUAAAGAAAGGAUAUAUCAUUUGUAUUUAAUUUAAUAUGAUUAUGGCUUUAUUUUUAUUUUCAGUGACAAGUGAAUCAUUGUCCAGUAAA